CCGGCUCUCUGGUGAUGGCGCUCUGGCUGGCUCUCCUGCUGCUCCCGCUCCUGGGGCUGUGGUUGUGGCCCCGGGGGCCCCUGCGGCUCCGGCUGCUGCUGGAGGACCUCCGCUUCAGUGUGCGGGCGGCGCGGCUGAGGCGCUGUGUGCGGCGCUGGCUCCAGCAGGGGGCGCUCUCCCUCCCGGGGCUCUUCCAGCUGCAGCUCCGGGCUCGGCCGGACUCCGUCUUCCUUCUGUACCGGGACCAGAGCGUCACCUACCGGCAGCUGGAGGCCCGCAGCAACCGCGCCGCCCGGGCCCUCUCCUCCGCCGCCGCCGCCCCGCUCCCCCCCGGGGCCACUGUGGCCCUGCUCCUCGGGAACGAGCCGCGCUUCCUGGCCGCCUGGUUCUCCCUGCACAAGCUGCGCAUGGUGGCGGCCUUCCUGAACACCAACGUCCGCCGAGGGGCCCUGAGACACUGCCUGGCGGCCUGCGGGGCCCGGGGCCUCAUCACCAGCCCGGAGCUCUUUGCCGCGGUCCUGGAGAUUCUCCCGGAGCUGCAGGACAUGGGGGUCACCGUCUGGGUGAUGGGGCCGGGACAGUUUCCCCCCGGGGUCAUUAACAUGCAGGAUCUGAUGGAGGAGGCGUCAGAGAGCCCUCCGCCGGGCCUGACUGGGACCCCCGAGAACCCCCUGGAUACGGCCAUCUGCAUCUUCACAUCAGGGACCACAGGGCUGCCCAAGGCGGCGCGGAUCAGUAACCUGAAGACCCUGCUGUGCUGCGCCUUCUACCAUCUGUGCGGGGCCGGCGCCGGGGACGUCAUCUACAUGUCGCUGCCCCUCUACCACAAGUCCGGAGCCCUGCUGGGGGUGGGCGGCUGCCUGGGGAUCGGGGCCACCCUAGUCCUGAAGGAGCGAUUCUCCGCCUCUCACUUCUGGAGCGACUGCCGAAAACACGGGGUGACCGUCUUCCAGUACAUCGGGGAGCUGUGCCGCUACCUCACCAACCAGCCGCAGAGCGAGGAUGAGACGAGGCAUAAAGUGCGAUUGGCGGCCGGAAGCGGACUGCGCCCCGACGUCUGGAAGGAUUUCACCCGACGCUUCGGGAACGUUAAGAUCUUCGAGACGUACGGGAUGACGGAAUUCAACAUCAGCUUCCUGAACUACACCGCCACCCCCGGAGCUGUCGGUCGUGGUACAUUCCUGUACAAGCGUUUCUGCUCCUUUGAGCUCAUCCGCUAUGACAUCCAGCAGGGGGAGCCGGUGAGGGACGGCCAGGGUUGGUGUCAGCUGACCAGCACAGGAGAGACGGGGCUCCUCAUCUCCCCUGUGACCCCCACUUCUCCAUUCUUGGGGUACGUGGGCAGCCGGGAGCUGUCGGAGAAGAAGCUGCUGAGAGACGUCUUCCGGCCCGGGGACUGUUACUUUAACACCGGGGACCUGAUGAUGCAGGACAACCUCGGCCACGUCUACUUCCGGGACCGGACGGGCGACACCUUCAGGUGGAAGGGGGAGAACGUGGCCACCACGGAGGUGUCGGAGAUAUUGAGCGGUCUCGAGUGCUUUCAGGAGGUGAACGUCUACGGGGUGUUGGUGCCAGGUCAUGAAGGGCGCACCGGGAUGGCGGCCGUCACCUUGCGCCCUGGGCACCCGCUGGACCCGGAUGCGGUUUUCUGUCACGUGGUGGAGUUCCUCCCGUCCUAUGCUCGUCCGCGGUUUUUGCGGGUAAUGGACCAGAUGGAGUCCACCGGGACCUUCAAGCAGCAGAAGCAGCAGCUGGUACAAGAUGGCUUCUCCCCGUCACACAUUCAGGAGCCGCUGUACUUCCUGGAUGAGGCCGCGCGCACCUACCGGCCCCUGACGGAAGACCUCUACUCCCGCAUCAUGGCCUCUGACCUUAGACUCUGACCUCAUGUAGUCCCUCCAAGACGUCUCAGACCCAUCCAAGGUCCUGAUCACGUGUCGGGGCCCUAUUGGAAGUAGUACUAGAGACUGACCUGAGGGGGCGCUGCCGGAAGGAGCCUCUACCUUGUUUACACUACAGCUGCUAUCCCUGGAUCCCCAGAAUGCAGCUUCUGCCGUCCCCCGACCUCCCCAGGACACAAUGUAGUUCCUUUAAAUCUUGCGCUGCUCUCAGUGGGCGGAGCCAGAGACGGGGGGGGAAAUGUAUGCUGGGAAUAUUAGUGCCCUCCCUGCCCGUUUUCCAUUGCCUAACGUGGCCACCAGAUGGCGCCGUGGCUAGUUAGUCAGGAAUGUUCCACCUUUGAGUGGAGGGUGACUGUUACAGUACAGCUUCUGAGUGGAGGCCCACAGCAGCCAAUCACAGUGCAGCCUCAUUUCUUACAGUGUGCCUGGAAAAUGAAAGCUGCGCUGUGAUUGGUUGCUAUGAAUAACAAGGUAAACAAAACAAAAAUAGCUGGGAAGAGCAGCAUCUAGUGGUUGAGUAACGCAACUGCAGCACUCAGCCGUCUAGUGCUGUCUCGGGCUUGUGUUUCCAUGGUAACUGCAAAAUUUUGUAUUUUUCUUGUUUCUUCUACUUUUUGUAACAUUUUUACUACAAUAAAUUUUCCAAUAAAGACUU
Bufo bufo (common toad) is the source of this 2559-nucleotide messenger RNA. It is a transcript of the gene SLC27A3, whose product is annotated as solute carrier family 27 member 3. Gene Ontology annotation, cellular component: endoplasmic reticulum. The record is from RefSeq and is a predicted model, not a curated record. The coding region runs from base 15 to 1886 and encodes 623 amino acids. Lineage: Eukaryota; Metazoa; Chordata; Amphibia; Anura; Bufonidae. The transcript is spliced from 10 exons. Gene Ontology annotation, molecular function: long-chain fatty acid-CoA ligase activity; long-chain fatty acid transmembrane transporter activity.